GUGAGGAAAGUCGAUCAUGAAUCGUCUACAAAUCAUUUGUAGUUUAUUGUUUUUUAUGUUUUGUGAUUGCCUCGAGUUUGAUAUCGACAAAUGUGUGGCAGCCUGUGAAAAAAAGAAUAUUGCGACAGUUAAUGAUAAAGAAUUAUGUGGUCAAUUAUGUUUUAAGGAGUCUCUUGAAAGAAUGCUAAAACAAGAUUUUGAAAGAAAAUUACCAAAGCCAGCGAGACCAAGAGCUUUUAAAAUUGGAUGGGAGAGGAUAAGUUUGGUUUUCAAUACGACGGAGUUGGCAAACUACAGUGGAUUGAAUUAUAUAUUGGAAGUAAAGCCUAAUUGGAAUGGUCCCCAGAAAAGUGAUGUCUUUACCGUUUAUCCAUAUAUACAAAAAUACCAUAAGACGAAUGAAACAACAUACCUCGUGCAGAGUCUUGAACCAAAUACCGACUAUCAGUUCCGAGUUAUGGCUGUAACGACGAACGAAACGUCAACGUUUAGCAAUUGGAGCAAUUGGAGCAAUUGGAGUAAUACAAUAUCAACAACAAGCUAUUGCUCAAAACCUCCAUGUGGCGUAAGCAGAAUACGUAUACAGUUGACAAGCGACGUGCCUUACAAGGGAAUGGUAAUUUUGAAGUCCGUAUUUUACUGGGAGCCAACUAUACUGAAGCCGCCUUUUACGGAUUACACAUGGAAUCGCGAGUUUAUAAGGCUGGCGUCUGCUCAAUCAUCUUGCGCCGAUCACUUUACAGCCACUGCUAUCCAAAAUGAGAAAAAAAGCCUCAAAGAGCAGGAUAUUUUUACCAAUAAGAACCUUACGACAUACACUCCUACUAAAGACCUAGCCCUUUAUUACGACUGUUGGUACUUCUUUCAGUUGCAUUUACAACCUAACCAUUUCUCGCGAAAAGAAUUUGCUGUGAGAAAAUGGACAUUUCAUAUACCUGAUUGCAUAGUUGUCAACGACACUAAAAUUUGUGGGUGUCCAUAUGUUCCCAUCCAAGAUGACAAAAGGCAUCACGUUUUGAAUGUAACCAUUGCGUCAUCAAACACUUCGUUGAUCGCUCAUGUAAACUGGAAUGAUAAUUUGUGGCGGAAUGAUGUUGAUGUCAAAUACUAUUUAAUCGAACUUUACGAUAAUGACAUCGGUACAUCUCUUUACAUAGAAUAUUACGACGCUCACGCAAACGUUCACAACUAUAAUGCGUCGUUCAAAUUGAAGGCUGAACAAAGAAACAAAAAGCAUCGAAUUAAGUUGACAGCAUUUCACCGUGAUCACUGCAAUCAUUAUUUGACGGAAAUUGUACAUUUUUUUGCGAAAGAACCAUGUUUGAACGCAACAUGUCGAAUGAAUAGCACUUGUCGUCCAGAUUAUUUUAAAGGAGAGUACAAAUGCGAAUGCCAUCCUGAUUUCAGGUUGUUAGAGGAUAAAUGUGUAGAUCUAUGCAGGCGAAGACCAUGUGGUGAGAACGAAACCUGCAAUGUGGUCGAUAGGAGACGAAUAUGUAGUUGUACUCCAGGUUUUGAAAACGUUAGUGGAAUUUGUGAACCUGUGGACAGAUGCAGGAAUAAUCCUACGGAAUGUACGAGAGAAAAUAAUGCUUCAGACGAAAACUAUAAAGGAAUUAUUGCCGGAGUUGUCCCAGCCCUAAUAAUUGUCAUAGUGAUCGCCGUCGCAGUCAUAUUCCGAUUGAGAUAUUUUCACAGAAAACGGAUAAAUUUCAUUCAAAGAGAAUUCGAAGAUGCUGUAUCGGGCAACCACUCUGGAACAUUAACGAAUCCGUAUCAAAGUCAAAUUGAACUUGUCACGCUACCCGAAAGCAGCAGUAAGGAGAUGAAUUUAUUGUACGUCAUGCAAAAAGAUCUGGUCAUCCCUGACGAUUUAAAGAGUUCAAUAGGAUCAUUCGAGUUACCCGGUGAUCGUGUCAAACUUCGUAGUAUGAUUGGCAAAGGAGCGUUUGGUGAAGUAUACAUCGGUGAAGCAAAAGGAGUUAAUAAUAACCCCGAAUGGACGACCGUUGCAAUCAAGACUCUUGCAGAGUCAGUCAGAGAAGAAGAUGUGCACGAUUUUCUCCGUGAAAUUCAACUAAUGAAGGACCUCGGAAAACAUGAAAAUGUCAUUCAGAUGUACGGUUGUUGCACGAGCUGCCGUCCGAUAUGUUUGGUCUUAGAAUACGCAUCGGGUGGGAAUCUCAUCAACUAUCUAAGGUCUAUAAAAAAAAAGUGCAAAGAAAUAGCGGCCGCGAGAGCCUACGCAUUCAUCAAUUCUGAAAAGGAAAAGUACAAAAAGUUUUUUGAACCCGGUGAAAUGCCAGAAGCCUCCACCUCAUUUCCUUUUGAUCCAUACAAGCGACCUUUGGGAUCUAAGCCUGUGAGAGUUGAUGAAGCUGAAGCUUUAAACUUAGAGGUAGCCGCAAAAAUUAACGAGGAACUUCGAAAUGCCUUGGAUCCGAAGGAACUGGAAUCGUUUGCUCGGCAGAUUGCUAGCGGAAUGGAACAUGUCGCUGGGCUUGGAAUCGUUCACCGUGAUUUAGCAGCAAGAAAUAUUUUACUUGACAAAAGCAAAGUGCUAAAAAUAUCGGAUUUUGGUUUGUCACGUGAAGGAACGUACGUUAAGCAAACUCACGGAAAGAUUCCAUUCCGCUGGCUAUCAAUUGAGGCUAUCAUAGAAAGGUUUUACUCCACUGCCAGUGACGUGUGGGCAUUUGGCGUUGUGUUGUGGGAGAUUUGUACAUUAGGAGAAGUACCCUAUUCGACAGUGUCUGAUAGGGAUCUAAAAGACUUCUUACUCAGUGGAAAGAGGAUGGAAAAAGUAGAAAGUUGUACAGAUGAAAUAUACGAAAUAAUGUUGAAGUGCUGGAAUCAUUUGCCUGAAGAGAGACCAUCGUUUUCCGAAUUAACAAAAUGCCUUUGGGAUCUUGAACACGGGGGAAACACUUACGUGAACGUUGAAGGAUUUAUCCAUGAUGAUCGAGGUCAGGGUGACGAAAGCCAAGAAGAAGAGGCAGAGAAGGACAACAACAAUCUUCAUGAUAAUUCCGAUGCAGAAUCGAGUCCGGCCGAGGAUUCUGUUGGGGGAUUUGAUAACCGGGCCUUUAGCCUAAGCGGUGAAGAGGAUUUAAACACAAGCGACGACAAACAAUUGAUCCGGAAGUUCAAGGACAAGGAUUCUUCAAAAUCGAAGGUUGCUAAUGAAAAUAAGGAUCAGGUAAUUCAUGAAAAAGUUGGUAAUGGUGUAAAAGGUGAGAAACAUCCAUCAAAUGUCGAGUAAAAUGCAGAACAUUUUAAUUUAAAAAAAAAAGAAAAUUAUGUCGCGGAAAAUGAGUUGAUUCGUUAGAUUUAGCAGUAUAGAUGAACGUCGAAUUUAAAGUUCUUAGUAAUCUUUCUAAUCUAAAAUUUAAAAUCUCUUCCUGAUCUAAAAUUUUAUUAUAUAAUGGGUGAUUUUACAUUUUCGAUGCGACUGAGCAAACAUAUGAUCGCGUAAUGUAUAUAAUUAUACGAUUCCAUCCAUGGCCUUUUUCACAUGGGUCAGAUUAAGAUGAGAUAAAUACCAUACUAUUGUUCGAUUAAAUUAAUGUCCAUAAUUUUAUGUAGUACACAGGGUGUCCCAAAAAGUUCCCUCUAUUGAAAUCAAGCCUUUGUUAGAAUCAGAUUGCCUUAAUA
Messenger RNA from Dendronephthya gigantea, 3654 nucleotides. RefSeq lists its product as uncharacterized. Gene Ontology annotation, cellular component: signaling receptor complex. Lineage: Eukaryota; Metazoa; Cnidaria; Anthozoa; Malacalcyonacea; Nephtheidae. Gene Ontology annotation, molecular function: ATP binding; transmembrane receptor protein tyrosine kinase activity; protein binding. The transcript is spliced from 28 exons. The coding region runs from base 17 to 3262 and encodes 1081 amino acids. The record is from RefSeq and is a predicted model, not a curated record. Gene Ontology annotation, biological process: positive regulation of kinase activity; cell surface receptor protein tyrosine kinase signaling pathway; multicellular organism development.